This is a messenger RNA of Lethenteron reissneri (Far Eastern brook lamprey), 5303 nucleotides long. RefSeq names its product prolactin receptor-like. The record is from RefSeq and is a predicted model, not a curated record. Gene Ontology annotation, molecular function: cytokine receptor activity; protein binding. Gene Ontology annotation, cellular component: membrane; external side of plasma membrane. Gene Ontology annotation, biological process: cytokine-mediated signaling pathway. NCBI's taxonomy places the organism in Eukaryota, Metazoa, Chordata, Hyperoartia, Petromyzontiformes, Petromyzontidae.
CGUUAUAGUCCUUAUACAAAACUUGUGAAAAGAGGCGACGGAAACCGUAACCAUGAUAGUAGCAACGAUGGAAGCGUGAGCCAGCCACUCGAGCGAAUUAGUACCGGAUCAACAGUUACCCCGACUGCUGCCUCAGGUGUAAUUAAAUCCUCUCGUACACGUGCACGUGUCCACCUCUCUUGUGUGACAACGCAGUGUUGUGACGCCGCCGCCGCCACCUGGUGUGCUCUCUUUGCAGCAUGGUGCCUGCACGCAAGUGUUUCUUCCUGUUGCUGGCGCUGAUGACAUUGGCAGCCUCCCCAAGCCCCGUUGGAAAGUUACCGGGCCGGCCGAUCGUGUGGUGCCGGACGGUGGACAUGCUGACGCUGACGUGCUGGUGGCAGCCAGCGAAGGGAGAUGACCCCAGCACCAACUACACCCUCUUCUACACCACGCAGUCCGGAUCCACCCUGGCGAACGAGUCCGCCGAGUGCCCGGAUUACGUCACCGCGGGGCCCAACAGCUGCUUCUUCGACCAGGAGCACACCUCGAUGUGGGUGAUGCACUGCGUGACGGUGGUGGCGAGCUCGCCCACGGGAAACGCGUCCUUCGAGAAGCACUGCAUCAAGCUGCUGGACUACGUGGAGCCGGACGUUCCCGUCAACGUGAACGUGACGCUGCGGAACGUCAGCGACCCAGAUCCGGUGGUUCUGGUCACUUGGGCACCACCUCCGUCCGCCAACGUCAAAUACGGGCUAGUGGUGCUGGAGUACGAGGUGGAGUACCGGGCCGAACACCAGACAAGUGGCACGAAAACGUUUGGCAUACAAACCACGGAGCUCGUGCUGCACGGGCUGAAACCGGGAGAGCGAUACUACAUUCGCGUGCGCUGCCGGGCCACCAGCUCCCCAUUCUGGAGCCCGUGGAGCGCCGAGGUUGAAAUUCAGCCACCCAUCGGCAUAAACCAAGUGGCACAGUGGGCUGUUGGCGUGACACUGCUGGCUGCCGUAAUGGGUGCUAUGGUGACGCUGCUGUUCCUUGUCACCCUGAUCGGCACCCGCAAAAGGAUCAAGAGAGUAUUUCUGCCGCCAGUGCCAGGACCACGCAUCACAGGGAUGGAUCAUGACCUGCUCAAGAAAACUCCGCCGGAGGAGCUGCACGGGAUCUUCGCACUGUUCCACAGCUACACGCCUGCGCGCUGCGAGGACACCGACUCAUGGGCAGAGUGCGUCGAGGUGGGGCUGGAAGGGACCAGGGAGAGCAGAGGCCAUGACGCCAAUGGGGAGUGCGGGACCGGAGAGGGUGGAAGACUCCUGGGAAAAGCGAGGCGUGUCAGAGGAGGUGAGGAGAGCGAGGAGGACGAGGAGGAUGAGGAGGCGCUAGACUCUGGACAUGAAAGUUCUGCGAGCGCGGAUGGAAGAAAGGGAGUGGGCAACUUGCCGAGUAGACUGGGCUUGGACUCAAUGCUCUUGCUGAGGGUCAAGGCCACUGCCACCGCAUUCACUGCCGUGCAGGUGAAGGGUCCUUCGCAGGAGAAGACGAAGCAUGCGGGCGUGUCCAGUGAGCAGGUUUCAGGGACAGACUUCACCCGAGAGCUGGGUGCUGGAGAGAGCCCCAAGUUUGUGGCACCUCCUCAGCAAGGCCCAUCGGGCCACUGUGGGUUCGGAGCCGUGGCCGUCUGCAGUGCGGACAGGUCGGCAGUGGGUCGAUGUACAGAUCCGAGUGGGAAAAAUGCGAACGAGCCCGUUGGCAUGAGGUCGGGACUGCUGGACGUGUACGCGCACGUAACCGACAUCAAGGCCGACGGCAGCAUCCUACUCCAAAAGACGGCGAGUGAGCCGCCGGUGCCCUCUGGGAAGGGUUCACCGGAAGAACAUGGACCCAUGGCCCCAGCCGUGCCCUCGGCCUCUGCCCUCUUGCCGUACGUGCAAAUCCCUCUGCACUCUGAGGCAGCGGCGGCAGUGGCUGCCGAACCAGGAAACUCGGCUGAUGAGCAACGGGUUGCCCAGGAGAUGCCGUCCAUUCCGUUGUGUUACGACACGGCCUGCAAUCCACACUCAGCCAGCACGAGCAGAGGAAGCCCUCUCAUGGGUGGAUAUGUGUCCUCAGAGCAACUGGGUGUGUUUCAAGGCCAGCCAAUGGGAUUGCACGGUUAAAGUGUUCAGGCGAUUGCAACACUACAUUGGAUCCAUAAGAUGGUAUCUCUGUAAUUAAUGUUGGCUUGCACAGACACCCAGGGCUUUACGCGCUUGGGCCGGCAGAGAGGUUGUGACGUGCCACCGAAAUGUUAUUUUUCCUCGGGGAGUGGGGGGGGGAAAGUGAAUAUUUUUGCACAGCGCUACAGUCUUCCCAACAACAUGGGUUCUUCUUACAGCAGAGACGGUCGGCAUUUUGCAGUUCACACCAGUGCCCCCCCGUGUACCAUCUGGCGCAGUGCAGCAGAACAACUGCUCGUGUGAAGACGGAGGAAGUGCUGAGCAGACGGAUGUGACGUGGCAUGGAAAAGGCACUCGAAUGAGACAAGCGGUGGGGGAGAGACAGCGCAGACAUUGACUCGGGUUGCCACCUGUCCUGGUGUGACCUGAUUAAAGUCCGAUAAUUGGCAUCCGUGUUCUGGGUGGCAGGAAAUGAGGCGUGCCCGAGAUCUGGUGCCGGUAUCGUGUUGAACUUUACGGAAAGUCGAGUGACAGAAUGCCUCUGGUGUCGGGGCCCAAGCUCUGCCCAGAGUUCGUGUGGCUUUAGGCCAGUGUGUGAAUGUUCUUUGACAUAAUAGCUGUUUUUGGGAUUCUGUGGAAAUUCAAAAGAUGUGGAGCCUAUCCCUGGCAUUCCUGGACACCCUUGCAAACAAGAUGUUCCAUCUCAAGAGAUUUUUCUAAGUGGAAUAUAUGAAAUGUGUUUUUCUUCUUCUAAUGAAACAGGUGGAGAGGACUGUCAUGUACUUGAAAUGAAGACACGGCAUGGAUUACAAUGGAACUGACACACACCACGCUCCACUUUUAUACCAUGCUAGAGUUGAUCUUCUGGCGCAAUAACGGGCCAGUUGUUGAUCGACGGGAGAAAUUUGGCGAUAGUGGCUUUUUAACUGACGUUGGAAUUAUUUUAGUGAUUGUUACAUAUACGAUGCAACUAAUCUACCUUAUUGGAAUGUACACACCUAGUUUAAACGAAUGUAUACGCUUUUUGAAAUAUUCCUCGUUUUUGGAACUCGCUUACACUAGAACCAGGCAUUUUUUUUUUACAAAAAGCCGACGCGCAAAUUUGUAUUUGUAAAUAACUGUACAUGUAAUAAUAGCAUCCAAUGCGUAUUCACUGUAUAACUGUAUUGAUAGUUUCUAUAGUGCGUGUUUGUAGAUAGACUGAUGGAUGCAUGAUGCACGCAUCACGUUUGCAUAAUAGGGUUGCACACAAUGCCGUGUAGAUUUGUUUUCUUCUGUAGGCACAAAACGACACUUGGCAGAGUGUCGUGAUUGACGGUACUGGGAAAAGAAAAGAUCGUCGACCUUCGGCACUGUGUGCCCCCGCUCCCAUCUUUUGCAAGGCGACUUUUUUUCUACGUGCCGUCAAAUCUCGCCACGAUUAUUGACCCAGUGCUCUUCUUGCAUCGUGUUGGCAGUGCGGAAUUGUUGUUUUUGUACAUUUCUCGUCGACGCGCGCUGUGGUGAUACGCACGAGACGUGAAGGGCAACCCCAACCCCACUUCCUUGGCAGUUUUGAUUUUCGAUGUUUUUUUGACCGCACGCAUUCCGACACUGCAAACGAAUAAUAAUAUCCAUUUCUUGAACUGGCCAUGGGGGUGGGUGACUCGGUGGUACAAGCAAGCGGCUCGCAAUGGUUAAGGUUGUCGAAAUUGAACUCCUGAAAUCAAGAUUGAUAAAAAAAAAGAAUGAGGUCCACGUUGUGGGGAAGUCAACAAGCGUGUUGGAAUGUGGAAUUUCCACCACUGGCUCUGCAGGGCUUUUAAACAUGAGAUGAACACCAAUGCCUCAAUGCUCAUUCGAUCAGGGAAAUGAUUGACUAGCAUUUAUACUGCAUUAAAUGACAAAAUAAGAUAAAUUCAACUUCCCACUGGUUUAAGCUCAGGGUAGAGCUAGGGAUUUGUACCUAGGAUUUCACAAGGGCCGGUUCAGUACUCCGAUACAUACUGUAGCACCUAUGGCACCAGUCACCCGCUCAUGACGAACACUUUGAGACUUUUUAAAACGUAGUUUCUGAGCACAGGCGUCAAAUGCCCAAAAUGUCAAGUUUCCAGCAAAAACAGCACCGUCAAAGUUUCCAUAGAUCAAGGGUUAACACGUUUAUUGCAGCUAACAAUGUUAUUAUUUUAAGAGCUUGGAGGGAGAUGAUGGGAGGAGAGAAUUCCAAAACUGUGCGAGGGAAGAAGCAGAAAGGGAAGUAUUUGACCUACAAGUGUGGUGAGUCAGUGGGUGACGCGUGAGUGGCUAAGUGAUUGAGUGGCUAAGUGAGUUCGUGAGUGGAUCCAGGGGGUGGGUGAGUAUGUUGUUGUGGUGACCUGCAGUAUAGUGGUUGAACAAUGUGGAUGAGAUGAAACGGUGUUGUGUGGCUCGACAAAGAGUCAAGCGUGGGCGGCUGAAUCAAUGACUCCAGCUCAUGGGAGCGGUAACCACGGUAGUGGCGGUAAAAGAGUGAUGAGGAGGUGACGAAUCGCCGGUGAGCGAGAGACUGGACGUGAAUCGAUGAGUGAUGGAUCAUCAAUCACCGUCCGCUGCUUUGAGGUAGCAGGACCUGGCUGCUCCACCACAGAUAUGCACCAACACGCACACAACAUUUACCGUAUUCACACCGCGUGUAUGGUAUUUGUCGGUACUGUUUUACUAAUAAUGUAAGACGUUUAGCAAGCGGACAUACUGUAUUGAAUGUACCGUGUGGUACUGGAUGUAUAUACAGUACAGUAUCUCCAGUAUACUGUAUGUACAUACAGUAUGUACAAUGUACAUAUUUUCUGUUCAUGUACUCUAUAUAUAUGAAUGUAUUACACAAUAAACAGUACAUAUAAAUGCAUGGUUCCACACUCCUGCCUAUAGGAGUUGCGCUAUGCCCCUUUGGGUGUAUAGGCAUAUGUAUGAAUUACAUCAGUGUAAAAACUGCUUCAUCCCCUGUAAGCAUACUAGUGGUCUGAGUAUCAGGGGUAGUCCCAGAGUUGACUUAUUGUUAAAAACCGUACACUAUAUUGAACGUAUAUAGGCAUGCGAUAAAUUUCAAGACCAUUUUAGUGUUUUUUAUUAAUGUAAAUAUGCUGCUAAAAGCAACAUCCCAUUAAAAUGCAUGUGAUUAAUGUAUUUUUCCUGAAUACGUUAAAUAAAGGA